Molecule: messenger RNA, 498 nt
Organism: Setaria italica (foxtail millet)
Lineage: Eukaryota; Viridiplantae; Streptophyta; Magnoliopsida; Poales; Poaceae
Product: putative cyclin-dependent kinase F-2
Exons: 1
Coding region: 1-498 (165 amino acids)
Biological process (GO): protein phosphorylation; regulation of mitotic cell cycle
Cellular component (GO): nucleus
Molecular function (GO): cyclin-dependent protein serine/threonine kinase activity; ATP binding
Source: RefSeq, a predicted model, not a curated record
AUGCCGGAGUCAUGGACAAUAGCGGACGCGUGGUCGCUCGGCUGCGUCAUGUCGGAGCUCCUCACCGGCAUGCCACCGUCCGCGGGGAAGAUCGAAGCCCACCAGCUCUUCAAGAUCUUCGACGUGCUCGGCGUGCCGUGCAAGAGGGCGUGGCAGGCCAUGAAGCCCCAGGCCUACGACGAUGAGGUGCUGGUGUGGCGGGCUCGGCAGCUGCGAGCGCGGCACCGCAACCGGCUGCUCGAGAUGUUCCCGGAGGAGAUGCUGUCAAGGGACGGAUUCCAGGUGCUCAAAGGGCUCUUGACGUGUGACCCCGAGAAGCGGCUGACGGCGACCGCCGCGCUCCGGUGCCCAUGGUUCAACGAGGACGACUACGGUGCUCCUGUCUCGGAGACGGAGAGGACCAAGAUCGCCGCCAUGGCCAGCAAGUUGAGCUCACUGGCCAUAUCUUACGUUGGAUCCGCGCUAGGUUUACUAAGGCCUAAGUCAUUGGUCCGAUGA